AAAUCUGUGUUAUUACAUAAUCUAGCCCACUUAUUACUAAUUGCCGUCAUCUCUCUCUCUCUCUCUACAGACACACAGUGCCAUUGACCUUUGUGUCGUGCUCAUUCACAGCUCUCUCUCUCUCUCUCUCUCUCUCUCUCUCUCUCUCUCUCUCUCUCUCUCUCUCCAUCGCGCUUCUUCUUUAUUUUCUUCAACCAAACAAAGCACAACCCUUUCCCCCAAAGUUUCUAACCCAUUUCUUCUGCCACCUCAACUCCAACAUUUUCCACCUCACCAGAUUUCAAUUUCUGGGUUUGUUUUCUUUUCCAUCUUUUUUUCCUCCCACUCUUCUCUUUUAUUUCUGUAGAAACAACAAACAUGUGUGUGUUGUACAAACAACGUUGUAACAUAACAUAACAUAACAUGUGUGUGGUCUGAAUAAACUAAUGUUUUUUAUGUCUGUUUAAUGAUUAGAUCAUGAAUUUUAACUUUGUUUAUUAUGUUCUGAUCUCAUCUUUAGUAACACCCCAAAACCUUAAUAAAGGUUAUAGUUGUAGAAAUUUUAGUUUUUUCAAGAUCUAGUUAAGUAAAAGUCAACUAUUGUUGAAAAACUAUGAUGGAAACAAAAAACCCAUCUGGGAAUUCUUCAAAUUUUGAAACUUUCAUGCAUAAUUCAUCAUCAAGAAGAAGUUUUGGUAGGAAUUCAACAAGAGAAGUGACUUUUAGUCACUCAGAGUCAAAACCUUCUGUGAGGUAUGGGUCAAAGGGUGCUGAUUCUGAAGCUUUUAGUAUGUCUCAGAAAGAAAUUAGUGAUGAAGAUGCUAGGUUGAUUUAUGUUGAUGAUCCUGUUAAGACAAAUGAGAGAUUUGAAUUUGCAGGGAAUUCGGUUCGAACCGGAAAGUACUCUUUCAUAACUUUUCUUCCUAGGAAUUUGUUUGAACAAUUUCAUAGAGUUGCUUAUAUUUAUUUCCUUAUAAUUGCUAUUCUUAAUCAGUUACCUCAAUUAGCUGUUUUUGGAAGAGGUGUUUCGAUUUUGCCAUUGGCUUUUGUUCUUCUUGUUACUGCUGUGAAAGAUGCAUAUGAGGAUUGGAGGAGACAUAGGUCUGAUAAAGUUGAGAACAAUAGGUUAGGAUUGGUUUUGGUUAAUGGUCAAUUUAUUGAGAAGAAAUGGAAGGAUAUUAGAGUUGGUGAGAUCAUUAAAAUCAAUGCAAAUGAACCGAUUCCGUGUGAUUUUGUUUUGUUGUCAACUAGUGACCCUACUGGUGUUGCUUAUGUUCAGACACUUAAUCUAGACGGCGAGUCUAAUUUGAAGACUAGGUAUGCGAAACAAGAGACUCAAUUCAAGUUUCAUGAAAAGGAGAGGUUUAAUGGUUUGAUUAAGUGUGAGAAACCGAAUAGGAAUAUAUAUGGAUUUCAGGCUACUAUGGAGGUUGAUGGAAAGAGACUGUCACUUGGUUCCUCGAAUAUUGUACUUAGAGGAUGUGAACUCAAGAAUACUAAUUGUGUGGUUGGUGUUGCCGUGUAUUGUGGUCGUGAGACUAAAGCUAUGCUCAACAACUCAGGAGCUCCGUCUAAGAGGAGUCGUCUCGAGACUCAAAUGAACUCGGAGAUCAUCAUGCUUUCUUUCUUCCUUGUAGCUUUGUGUAUGGUCACUUCAGUAUGUGCUGCUGUUUGGUUAAACCAAAACAAGAAUGAUUUGAAUCUAUUGCCUUAUUAUAGGAAAUUGGAUGUUUCAAAGGGAAAAGAGGAAAGUUAUCAAUAUUAUGGAUGGGGAAUAGAAAUGCUUUUCACGUUCCUUAUGUCGGUUAUAGUGUAUCAGGUUAUGAUUCCGAUUUCGUUGUACAUUUCUAUGGAGCUUGUCCGUGUUGGUCAGGCGUACUUCAUGAUCAAAGAUUCCAGAUUGUACGAUGAGGCAACAAAUUCAAGAUUUCAGUGUAGGGCCUUGAAUAUCAACGAAGAUUUAGGGCAAAUUAAAUAUGUCUUUUCGGACAAAACUGGUACUCUGACCGAGAACAAGAUGGUGUUUCAAUGCGCUAGUAUUUGGGGUGUUGAUUACAGUUCUGCAAAAACCAGCCUGGAGAAUGAGCAAGUUGAAUACUCUCUUCAAGUGGAAGGAAAGGUCUUGAAGCCAAAGAUGAAGGUGAAAGUUAAUCAAGAGCUUUUGAGAUUAACAAAAAAUGGAUUUGCAAACAAAGAUGGAAAACGGAUUUAUGAUUUCUUUCUUGCAUUGGCAGCAUGCAAUACUAUUGUGCCUCUUGUUAUUGACACAUCUGACCCUACAGUCAAGCUGAUAGAUUAUCAAGGGGAAUCACCAGAUGAACAAGCAUUAACAUAUGCUGCCGCUGCCUAUGGUUUUAUGCUUAUUGAACGAACCUCAGGUCACAUAGUCAUCGAUAUUCAUGGAGAAAGACAAAGGUUCAAUGUCUUGGGUUUACAUGAAUUCGAUAGUGAUCGGAAAAGGAUGUCAGUUAUAUUGGGGUACAGCGACAAUUCAUUUAAACUUUUUGUCAAAGGGGCAGAUACAUCAAUGUUCAGUGUGAUCAAUAAAUCAUUGAAUACAGACAUAAUACAAGCAACAGAAACCCAUAUUCAAUCUUAUUCAUCCGUGGGUUUGAGGACACUUGUUAUUGGGAUGCGGGACUUGAAUGCGUCAGAAUUUGAUCAAUGGCACUUUGCCUUUGAGGCAGCAAGUACUUCUAUGAUCGGUAGGGCUGCUUUGCUUCGCAAAGUUGCAACCAAUGUAGAGAACAACGUUUGCAUAUUGGGCGCUACCGCUAUUGAAGAUAAAUUGCAGCAAGGUGUGCCAGAAUCUAUUGAGUCCUUAAGGAAAGCUGGUAUUAAAGUAUGGGUAUUGACUGGUGACAAACAGGAAACUGCGAUAUCAAUUGGCUACUCCUCAAGGCUACUAACAAGCGGCAUGACUCAAUUUAGAAUUAAGAGCAAUAAUAGAGAGUCGUGUCGAAGACGUUUACAAGAUGCACUUCUCAUGUCUAGAAAAAAUAUGGCUGCACCUGAGGUUGGCAACUAUUUUGAAGGAAGUUCCGACGGUGUUGUUUCAACUCCGAUGGCUUUGAUUAUUGAUGGUACCAGCCUUGUAUAUAUUCUUGACAAUGAACUUGAAGAAGAGCUCUUUGAACUUGCACGACGAUGUUCCGUUGUUCUUUGUUGUCGAGUGGCUCCGUUGCAAAAGGCUGGGAUUGUCUCUCUUGUGAAAAAAAGGACGGCUGACAUGACUCUAGCCAUUGGAGAUGGUGCUAAUGAUGUAUCAAUGAUCCAAAUGGCUGAUGUUGGGGUUGGCAUCAGUGGUCAGGAGGGUAGGCAAGCAGUAAUGGCUUCAGAUUUUGCAAUGGGGCAGUUUAGGUUUUUAGUACCUCUCUUAUUUAUACACGGACACUGGAACUACCAACGACUAGGCUACAUGGUGCUAUAUAAUUUUUACAGAAAUGCCGUCUUUGUCUUAAUUCUAUUUUGGUAUGUGCUCUUCACUGCCUUCACUUUGACAACUGCUAUAAAUGAAUGGAGCAGCAUGUUGUAUUCAAUAAUCUACACUGCCGUGCCAACUAUUGUUGUUGGUAUUCUUGACAAGGAUCUUAGUAAAAGGACUCUCCUUGAUAAUCCUCAACUUUAUGGGGCUGGACAAAGACAAGAGGCCUACAACAAAAAACUGUUCUGGUUGACAAUGGCCGAUACUUUAUGGCAAAGCAUUGUUGUCUUUUUUGUUCCUCUCUUUGCAUAUUGGGGAAGCACCGUAGAUAUAGCAAGCAUAGGGGAUCUUUGGACCCUUUCAGUAGUUAUUUUGGUCAAUUUGCACUUGGCCAUGGAUGUAAUCAGAUGGACUUGGAUUACUCAUGCUUCCAUUUGGGGGUCUGUCAUUGCAACUUUCAUAUGUGUCACGAUUAUUGAUGCGAUACCAUCACUCCGUGGUUACUGGGCUAUCUUUGAUGCAGCAGGCACGGCACUGUUCUGGUUAUGUUUGCUUGGAAUACUAAUAGCAGCAUUACUUCCACGUUUUGUUGUAAAAUUUGUAUAUCAAUAUUAUUGCCCCGACGAUAUUCAGAUUUCAAGAGAAGUUGAGAAGAAAGCUAGGAAUCUAAGGGUCAAUGGAGAUACACACAUAGAAAUGCUUCACAUCUCAAAUCCACAAAGAUAACACUAGUGAUUGAUGAUCUUGUUCCUUUGCUGUAUUAUUUCUUUUGUAAAGUUCUUCAUUCUUUAGGCGCUACGUCAGAAUAUUAUUGCUGUUGGUUGCCAUGAUUUCAUUGUUUACUAUCCAAAGGGUAGAUAGAGUUUUUGUUUCAUACAAAAGAAGGUUGUAUUUUUAUUCUUUUUGUAUUGAUAAAUUAGCUUGUUGUAAAUUUACAUUGAUUAUAUUAGUAGGAAAAAUGAAAAGUUGAUUAUAUGUUACUAAUCAAAUUUUAA
Messenger RNA from Trifolium pratense (red clover), 4398 nucleotides. Its product is annotated as phospholipid-transporting ATPase 1. Gene Ontology annotation, molecular function: ATP binding; ATPase-coupled intramembrane lipid carrier activity; ATP hydrolysis activity. NCBI's taxonomy places the organism in Eukaryota, Viridiplantae, Streptophyta, Magnoliopsida, Fabales, Fabaceae. The record is from RefSeq and is a predicted model, not a curated record. The transcript has 7 exons. Gene Ontology annotation, biological process: phospholipid translocation. The coding region runs from base 593 to 4129 and encodes 1178 amino acids. Gene Ontology annotation, cellular component: plasma membrane.